AUGAGCACUCGCCCACAACUCGACGCCUAUCAAUCCUUUAUGGAUCGUUUCACCGCUGCCCUCUCCCAGCAGGGGAAUACCCCUCGCCAAGUGUUGUCCAUGGGCUUCGGGUCCCCGGCUAUCACCAAUGGUUCACCGUCUGUCGCGACCCCUCCUGCCGCUGGAGCUUCUGCUGCAGUUCCUUCUGCCCCCGUGUCCCCCGCUACGGCUCUGACCCCUCUCUCCCUUGGCCAACAGGAGGUCAGACCUGCUCCUGUUGGCCCUUCGCAAGCUUUGGGUCAGUCUGCUACUGUGGUGGAGAUUGAUGAUGACGAUGAGGAGAUGGAGGUUGUUGAUAGUGAUGAAGAGAUGAGUGAUGAUGUUGAUGCCGAGGAAACGGGUGGUGCAAGUGAUGAAGAGGAGAUGGAUGAUGUCGUUGAUGAUGGGGAGUUGGGUGCCGGUGCUGAGAACGAUGGGACGGGGGUUGUGGACGUGAGUGGUGAGGUGGUGUUUGUGGAUAGAGCCGCAUGGGUGGCGGAGCUUAAGGCGCUGAGUCCUAUCCGUAUCACAAGGGGUUCCCCCGAAGCUCAUAUCACCAGUCAAUAUUCCGAUGGUGACAAGCGCGUUGAGUACGCCCAUAACUUGGAAGGGAUCAAGGCCGAGAAACGUCCUUGA
Molecule: messenger RNA, 654 nt
Organism: Tremella mesenterica DSM 1558
Lineage: Eukaryota; Fungi; Basidiomycota; Tremellomycetes; Tremellales; Tremellaceae
Exons: 3
Coding region: 1-654 (217 amino acids)
Source: RefSeq, a predicted model, not a curated record